Molecule: messenger RNA, 3611 nt
Organism: Hansenula anomala
Lineage: Eukaryota; Fungi; Ascomycota; Saccharomycetes; Phaffomycetales; Wickerhamomycetaceae
Gene: NUP116
Product: FG-nucleoporin NUP116
Exons: 2
Coding region: 37-3318 (1093 amino acids)
Biological process (GO): post-transcriptional tethering of RNA polymerase II gene DNA at nuclear periphery; RNA export from nucleus; protein import into nucleus
Cellular component (GO): nuclear pore; nuclear pore cytoplasmic filaments
Molecular function (GO): structural constituent of nuclear pore
Source: RefSeq, a predicted model, not a curated record
CUGAUCAAUUGAUCACAUUUUCACUCUCAAGUCAUCAUGUUCGGACGCUCAAACACUAGCACGGGCUUUGGAGGGUUUGGAUCCAACACAGGGUCUGCGUUCGGCUCAAAUAACAACAACAACACUGGAUCAGCAUUCGGGGCUAGUUCCUCACCAUCAUCAAAUACUGGUGGUGGUAUCUUUGGAAACGCUAAUAACUCUGGUAAUACAUCUUCAUUUGGUGGGUUCGGUGCUAACAACAAUUCUACAAGUGCAUUCGGAGCCAAACCUGCUGCUACUGGUGGUUUGUUUGGUAGUAGUACCAACACAAACUCAACAUCUCCUUUUGGUGCUAGCAAUACAAAUACAGGAUCAACUGGAUUUGGUUCAGCUUUUGGAUCGAAUAACAAUACAGCAACAAAUACAGGAGGUGGAUUAUUUGGAUCAUCAAAUACAGGUGCAACUGGUGGUUUCGGUGGUUCAACAGGUGGCUUUGGUUCCACUGCCCAGACUGGUUCACCUUUUGGUGGUGGUGCAACCAAUUCAACUUUUGGUGGGUUGGGUGGAGCUGCCACAACUAAUCAAGGUACUGCUGUCAAACCUUUUGAACCAUUUACAGAAAAAGAUGCCACUUCUGGUACCAAUUUUUUCGAAAAUAUCUCAGCUAUGCCAGAAUAUAAAAAUUUUUCAUUUGAAGAAUUAAGAUUACAAGAUUAUGAACAAGGUAGAAGAUAUGGAAAUCAAGCUGCUGCAGGUGGAUCUUCAGGUUUUGGAGCCACUUCUUCUUCACCAUUUGGUGCAUCAACAACUAAUAAUGCUUUUGGAGGUGGUGGCUUUGGCUCAACAAAUAACACAUCGGGUGGAUUAUUUGGAGCAAACAAUAAUGCUAAUAAUAACACAACAUCAGCAUUUGGUUCAAGUGGUGGAUUUGGAUCUACAAAUAACACUGCAUCUGGUGGCUUGUUCGGAUCAAACAACAACAAUACUACAGGUUUUGGUGCAACUAACAAUAAUACCACGGGAGGCUUUGGCUCCUCAUUCGGGGCUAAACCAUCUGCAUUUGGCUCUAAUACAAACAGUACUGGUGGUGGUUUGUUUGGCUCAUCAAAUACAAAUACUGGUGGAUCACCAUUUGGUGCAUCAAACACAAAUACAGGUGGUGGCAUGUUUGGUAAUAAUAACAAUACAACUAAUGCUUUUGGCGCAUCAAAUACAAACACUGCAGGGGGUCCUUUUGGUAGUACCAAUAAUACUCAACAAAAUGCAGCUUUUGGUGCUUCAUCUUCAAGCCCGUUCGGCUCAAAUAACCAAUCAAAACCUGCUUUUGGUGGUGGAUUUGGUUCUAAUAAUAAUGCGGGAACUUCAUCAUUUGGUAGUGGGUUUGGCUCAAAUAAUAACAGUUCAACUACUGGUGGUGGUCUUUUUGGUAACAAUAAUAACAAUGCUACAUCAGGAGGGUUAUUUGGUGCCAAACCUUCAACACCAGCUCCAGCACAAAACACAGGUGGAUUAUUCGGUGCUAAACCUGCUGCAUCCGGGGGUGGUUUGUUUGGUAAUAAUACUAGCAACACAUCUGGGGGAGGAUUAUUUGGCUCAAAUAAUAAUAAUAAUAGUAACACAACAGGUGGGGGUUUAUUUGGUGCAAAACCGGCUGGCUCAACAGGGUUUGGUGCAACAAACACAACUACACCAAGCACUGGUGGUGGAUUAUUUGGUGCAAAGCCUGCUGGAAAUACUACAGGUGGUGGAUUGUUUGGAAACACUAACAAUAACACUGCUUCUACAGGAUUUGGUAGUGGAUCUACUGGUGGUGGACUAUUCGGUAGUAAUAAUAACGCUACUACUAAUGCUUCUACUGGCUUUGGAAGUGGAACCACUGGUGGAUUGUUUGGAAAUAACAACAACAACAACACAAAUAGCACAUCCACAGGAUUUGGAAGUGGAACAACUGGUGGAUUGUUUGGUAAUAACAAUACCCAACAACAACAAUCAGGAUCUUCAUUAUUUGGGGGGUCUCAAACUGGAGCUAAACCAUCAUUAUUUGGAGGAAACCAGCAACAGCAGCCACAACAACAACAAUCUGGGCUUUUUGGAGGUAACCAACAACAGCCACAACAGUCAAGCUUAUUUGGAGCACCACAAAAUCAACAACAAUCCUCUUCAUUAUUUUCACAACCUCAGCAAUCUCAACAAAACGGUGGGUUAUUUGGAUCUGCACAAAACCAACAACAACAACAACCAGGUCAACAGCCUUAUCAAUUGGUUGCAACUAUUGAUCAAAAUCCAUAUGGAAAUAAUCCAUUAUUCAACUCAGGUGCUCAAAACAAUGUUGUUAGUACAACCCCAUCUGUUGGACCAAUGGCCAAGCCUGUUAAAGUCGAACCAAAGAAACAAAAAAUUACAAACAUUUAUAGAUUAGCACCAAAACCAUUAUUUGUGGCUAAAAAGGACAUUGGUAAGAUUAAUGGUGUAAAUGGUAAUGGUACUGGUGUUUCAAUUAACAAUACAACAUUACAACUGAUUGGAACGGGGGAUAACACAAAGAAUGCGUUCUUCAAUCAAAAUACAGAUGAUGCUAUCUUAGCAAGCGAAAUCUUCACACCAAGAAAGAAUUAUAAGAAUUUAGUAAUUGAUAGAUCAAGAUCAAGAUCAAGAGAACCAUUAGAAACUUUGGGUGAAUAUAAUGAUAAUAGUUUGACACCACAAAAAGUGAUUUCUUUCAAUACUACUAAUAACAAUGAUGAAAAUAAGGUUAACAAUAAACUUUUGUUCAAAACUGAAGAAUCAAAGAAAAAUGGUGAGAAACUUGAAGAUGCUAAGGGUGAAAAUACAAUUUUGAAUGAGGCUUCAAAGAAACCAAUUAUCCAAACAAGAGAUGAAGAUACAACAGCUGUUGAUGAAGAAGGAUAUUGGAUGUCACCAAGUUUGGAAGAAUUGGAGAAAUUAUCAUUAUUGGAAUUGCGAAAAGUUUCUGAUUUUACUGUUGGUCGUAAAGGUUAUGGUAAGAUUGAAUUUUUAAAACCAGUUGAUUUAACUUCAGAAUCUUCAUUAGCAAGAAUUCCAGGUGAAGUUGUCGUUUUCAUGAGACAAUCAUGUAUUGUUUAUCCAGAUGAAUCUGAAAGACCUAGCAAGAACGGUGAAGGUUUCAAUUUACCUGCUAAAAUCACACUGGAAAAUUGUUACCCAAUUGCCAAAGAUACGAGACAACCAGUUAAAGAUGCUUCGCAUGAUUUGGUGAAGAGGCAUAUCAAUAAAUUGCACAAUAUUCCAAAUACUAAGUUUGUUUCUUAUGAUGUUAAAACAGGUACGUGGUCAUUCACAAUUGAAUCAACAGUUUGAAUCUGAUGUAUAUAGGACAUUUUCAUAUAAGGUGUUUCUCAUCCCUAAAUUCGUGUGCAGUAAUGUAUAAAGAAAUUGACAAUAAUUGCAUUGACGUGAUGAAAUGUGACAAAAAAUUCUCAAAGUAGUAAUUUCGUUUCCAGUUAUUCAGUAUCGUUACCAUGGUUACAUACUUAACUAAAUGUUCUAAACUUCCAUAAAUUGAGCCCAACCUUUUUGAAACUAAUGAAUUAUGAAGCUAUUUUUAAUUAAUAAACCAUUAUUCUAUUUUAUAGUCUCAAAUAGGAUUUGAG